Saprolegnia parasitica CBS 223.65 is the source of this 708-nucleotide messenger RNA. RefSeq lists its product as hypothetical. Lineage: Eukaryota; Oomycota; Saprolegniomycetes; Saprolegniales; Saprolegniaceae. The record is from RefSeq and is a predicted model, not a curated record. The transcript is spliced from 4 exons. The coding region runs from base 30 to 668 and encodes 212 amino acids.
AGGCCACGUAACGCUCACGCCGAAGAGUCAUGGCGACGAACCAAGAGGAGGAGCCGUCGCGCGAACUAACCAAGGCCGAGAUCCUUCGCUUGUGCCGACACAAUCGCAUCUUGGUGUCGGCCGCGCAGCAGAAAAAGCUUCAAGCUGACCUCUCGGGUGCCACACUCACGGCCGCCGAGAAGACGCGUCAGAACCACAUUGACUUUGUCUCGGACCUCACAGGCUCUGGCGUCGCAGUCGAGGUCCUCACCGAGUCGACCCGGGUGUGGACUGCGCGCGUUGGCUUGGAGAAGCUCUGGGUCUUCAUGGACGUGACGUACUCGAUCUUGGCGUGGCGGCCCGCGACGUGGCUCUGGGGCGCACCCCCGGCCCGCCCAUUGGAAAAUGAUUUUGAGCACGACCCACGCCACAUGCAUCUCACGCGCGUCAUCACGCUGCUGCCAAAGACGCUUCCGAGCGGUAAUGGAGAGGCGUCUCCGUGUCUCCUCCUCGAAGAUGACGAGCAUGUCAAGCUCACAUUUGUCUGCACGUCCAAAGAAGAGCAAGCACGCAUGCUCGCUAGCUUGAUGAAGCUCGUGCAGCACGCCAAGAACCGCGCCGAGAACAACAACAUAGAGAGCGAUGACGGUGGACACAAUACCGAAGACAACAAGCACAAGAGAGAAUAAAUGAAGUCCAAGUGGAACACGAGUCGGCCAUAUCUCACUC